UUCUCUUUCUUCUCUUAUUUUUUUUUUUCUACUUUUUUUUUUGCAUUGUCUUCUUCUGUUUCCAUUGAACCCUACCUAGCAAGGGGGGAAAAAAUCUGAUUUUCUCGGCAAACAAACAGCUCCAGUGGGAAAAUGCAGAAUCCGAGGCUCAAGCAGCAACAGCAACAAGCUUUGAUGCAGCAGCACUCUCUCUACCAUCCUAGUGUCAUCGCUGCGCCUCAGUUAGAGCCUGUCCCAAGUGGAAAUCUGCCUCCCGGUUUUGAUCCCAGUACCUGUCGCAGCAUAUAUGUCGGCAAUAUCCAUACACAGGUCUCAGAGAUACUUCUUCAAGAGAUUUUUGCAAGUACUGGACCUGUUGAAAGCAGUAAACUCAUCAGAAAGGAUAAGUCUUCAUAUGGUUUUAUCCACUACUUUGAUCGAAGGUCUGCUGCUCUGGCUAUACUGUCUCUUAACGGAAGGCAUUUAUUUGGACAGCCUAUCAAAGUUAAUUGGGCAUAUGCCACGGGGCAGAGGGAAGACACAUCAAGUCACUUCAACAUUUUUGUGGGGGAUCUCAGCCCAGAGGUUACAGACGCAACACUGUUUGCUUGCUUUUCUGUUUAUUCCAGUUGCUCGGAUGCAAGAGUCAUGUGGGAUCAGAAAACUGGGCGCUCUAGAGGUUUUGGUUUUGUUUCCUUUCGCAAUCAACAGGAUGCUCAGUGUGCAAUAAAUGACAUGAACGGUAAAUGGUUGGGUAGCAAACAGAUCAGAUGCAACUGGGCGACAAAAGGUGCUACAUCCGGUGAGGAUAAGCAGAGCUCUGAUGGAAAGAGCAUUGUGGAACUUACAAAUGGCUCUUCAGAGGAUGGUAAAGAGAUAGCUAAUGAGGAUGCUCCUGAAAACAAUCCUCAAUACACCACUGUUUAUGUGGGAAACCUUGCCCCUGAGGUUACUCAGCUUGAUCUACACCGUCACUUCCAUGCCCUUGGUGCUGGAGUUAUUGAAGAGGUCCGUGUCCAACGAGACAAAGGCUUUGGUUUUGUGAGAUAUAACUCUCAUGCCGAGGCUGCUCUUGCUAUUCAAAUGGGCAACUCUCAGCCUUACCUCUUCAACAGACAGAUAAAGUGCUCAUGGGGUAACAAACCAACCCCACCAGGAACGACGUCAAACCCGCUACCCCCACCAGCCCCAGCACAUGUGCCCGGCCUUUCAGCAGCUGACCUCUUAGCCUACGAGCGGCAACUGGCAAUGGCCAAGAUGGCGGGUGUGAACCCCUUGAUGCUUCCUCAGGGACAACUCCAUCUCAAGCAGUCAGCUCCUCUCGGUGGGGUUGGGGCUGCUUCCAUGUAUGACGCUGCCGCCCAGCAGCUCAUGUACUACCGGUAAUAAUCCUCCAUCAUCUAUACCUCUUUCAUUCCUUUUUAUCUUCGCGUUUUAGACCUUGCUCGGGGUCAGUUCUAUAUAUGUCCAGUCCAGGGAUCUCUCUAUUGUCUACAGAUACGUACGUAUCAAUAUAUAUUGUUAUCUGCUGCUGCUGUUGUUGUAGCUGUUGUUAUUGUUGUAGUAGUAGUAGUUAUGUAUCCUAACUGUGGUUUCGGGUUUUGUAAAAGAAGUGAUAACAUUCAAUAAAAAAAAAGGAUUUGCAA
Messenger RNA from Tarenaya hassleriana, 1625 nucleotides. RefSeq names its product oligouridylate-binding protein 1C-like. The transcript is spliced from 12 exons. The record is from RefSeq and is a predicted model, not a curated record. NCBI's taxonomy places the organism in Eukaryota, Viridiplantae, Streptophyta, Magnoliopsida, Brassicales, Cleomaceae. Gene Ontology annotation, cellular component: cytosol. Gene Ontology annotation, molecular function: mRNA binding. The coding region runs from base 133 to 1365 and encodes 410 amino acids.